UCUAAACAGUUAUCUUUAAAAAGCAUUUGACUCUGUGCGUCUUCCUUGCAUCCUUUUUAGUUAGUUAGGAGUUUGCGUUGGGCAGAGGGGAGGGAGAAGAACGCCUGUUCUGAUCGGGAAACACCGAGAGACCAGACCAUCUCUUUCAGCAGCAAGGAAAAGAAGCCUUCGCAGGAUCCACACAUUAUCUACCACUUUCUAUUGCUUUUUGUGCAAAUUCCUAAUUGUGCCUGACGUCCAACCAAGCAGGCAGGCAUGGGCUGUUUGGGCAACAGCAAGACAACAGAAGACCAGGGCGUUGAUGAAAAAGAAAGACGCGAGGCCAACAAAAAGAUCGAGAAGCAGUUGCAGAAGGAGCGCCUGGCUUACAAAGCGACUCAUCGCCUGCUUCUACUGGGGGCUGGUGAGUCUGGCAAAAGCACUAUUGUCAAACAAAUGAGGAUCCUGCACGUCAAUGGAUUUAAUCCGGAGGAAAAGAAACAGAAAAUUCUGGACAUCCGGAAAAAUGUUAAAGAUGCUAUUGUGACAAUUAUUUCCGCAAUGAGUACUAUAAUACCUCCAGUUCCACUGGCCAACCCAGAAAAUCAAUUUCGGUCUGACUAUAUCAAGAGUAUCGCCCCUAUCACUGACUUUGAAUAUUCCCAGGAAUUCUUUGAUCAUGUGAAGAAACUUUGGGAUGAUGAAGGCGUGAAGGCGUGCUUCGAGAGGUCGAAUGAAUACCAGCUGAUCGACUGUGCACAAUACUUCCUGGAAAGAAUCGACAGUGUCAGCUUGGUGGACUACACCCCCACAGACCAGGACCUUCUCAGAUGCAGAGUUCUGACGUCAGGGAUUUUUGAGACCCGAUUCCAAGUGGACAAAGUAAACUUUCACAUGUUUGAUGUUGGUGGCCAGAGGGAUGAGAGAAGAAAAUGGAUCCAGUGCUUUAAUGACGUCACCGCUAUCAUUUACGUGGCGGCCUGCAGUAGCUACAACAUGGUGAUUCGGGAAGAUAACAACACCAACAGGCUGAGAGAGUCCCUGGACCUUUUUGAAAGCAUCUGGAAUAACAGGUGGUUACGGACCAUUUCUAUCAUCUUAUUCUUGAACAAACAAGACAUGCUGGCAGAAAAAGUCUUGGCGGGGAAAUCAAAAAUUGAAGAUUAUUUCCCAGAGUAUGCAAAUUAUACUGUUCCUGAAGAUGCGACACCAGAUGCAGGAGAAGAUCCCAAAGUUACAAGAGCCAAAUUCUUUAUAAGGGAUCUGUUUUUGAGGAUCAGCACAGCGACAGGGGAUGGCAAACACUACUGCUACCCACACUUCACCUGCGCCGUGGACACGGAGAACAUCCGCAGGGUGUUCAACGACUGCCGAGACAUCAUCCAGAGGAUGCACCUCAAACAGUACGAACUCCUGUAAGGCAGCCCGGAU
This is a messenger RNA of Molossus molossus (Pallas's mastiff bat), 1410 nucleotides long. It is a transcript of the gene GNAL, whose product is annotated as G protein subunit alpha L. The record is from RefSeq and is a predicted model, not a curated record. The transcript is spliced from 12 exons. Gene Ontology annotation, biological process: adenylate cyclase-modulating G protein-coupled receptor signaling pathway. The coding region runs from base 256 to 1398 and encodes 380 amino acids. Gene Ontology annotation, molecular function: G protein-coupled receptor binding; G-protein beta/gamma-subunit complex binding; GTP binding. Gene Ontology annotation, cellular component: heterotrimeric G-protein complex. NCBI's taxonomy places the organism in Eukaryota, Metazoa, Chordata, Mammalia, Chiroptera, Molossidae.